This is a messenger RNA of Exophiala viscosa, 1798 nucleotides long. RefSeq names its product Anhydro-N-acetylmuramic acid kinase. The record is from RefSeq and is a predicted model, not a curated record. The transcript has 2 exons. Bases 318 to 1658 code for a protein of 446 amino acids. Gene Ontology annotation, molecular function: phosphotransferase activity, alcohol group as acceptor; ATP binding. Lineage: Eukaryota; Fungi; Ascomycota; Eurotiomycetes; Chaetothyriales; Herpotrichiellaceae. Gene Ontology annotation, biological process: amino sugar metabolic process; peptidoglycan turnover.
AUUAGUUCCUUGUGAUCCUCGAACAACUGUUGCGAAAUGCGGGUUUUGGUUGAAAUUGGUCGAUAUCAUUUGACUGGUCGGGCGUGGACCCAACGUUUGGAUGUAUCGCUCGCUGUAAGUGCUCGGAGUACUCGGGGAAACAUGCGUCGCCUGGGAUGGUAAUGCAAGCCGGUACCCUGGGGCAAGGCAAGGCUUCUUUCCGGAUAUAAUGUCUCUUGAGUUCCUUUUUCUGUUUCCCUCAAUCACCGCAAACACAAUAAGACCUUUCACUUUCUUGGACUGCUUGUUUUGUUUAGCCAUUACUUCACAGAUACAAGAUGGCCAUCACACAAUGGACUGGAAGGCCGCUGAGCCUCAAGGUCCUCGGCACCAAUGCAGGUACUUCAAUGGAUGGUCUUGAUAUCACACACAUGCAUUUCACCCAAGAUAGUCCCGACAGUCCGCUGAGGAUGCAGCUUCUUCACGCUGGUGAAGUUGCGUUCGACGGAGAGCUCAAGAACCGAGUAAUGAGGCUCAUCAAGGAGAACAAAACGACACCCGAGGAGAUCUCAAUCGUAAACAUCCAGUUAGGAGAAUUUGCAGCAAACGCCAUCAUCCAAUUCGCACGGGAGCAGGGGUUCAGUCUGGAGAACGAUGUCGACCUCAUCGCCGGUCAAGGCCAGACCAUCUGGCAUUUGCCCUUACCCGAGAUGUUUGAAGGCAACCCACAACGAGCCCAUCUUGACAUGGCUGAAAUCUCCAUCAUUGCCGCCAAGACAGGCAUUACCAGUUUGUCAAAUUUCCGUGUCAGCGACAUGGCUCUUGGAAGGCAAGGCUGUCCAUUGUUCGUUGCUUGGGACGGCCUCUGCGCCACACACCCGACCAAGAAUCGAGCUGUUCAGAACAUUGGAGGCAUUGCCAACAUCACCAUGCUGCCCAAAGGUGAUCCUCAGCUUGGCUAUGACUUUGAUACCGGCCCAGGCAAUGUUUUCAUUGACGCCGCUGUUCGGUAUUUCACCAAUGGCGCUCAGCAGUACGACAAGGACGGAAAGAUGGGUGCUGCGGGCAAGGUCGAUCAAUCCAUCGUCGACGAAGUGCUGAAGGGACCCUAUUUCGUCCAUGACAUUCCCAAAACGACUGGACGAGAGACAUUUGGUGACACCAUGGGCGAAGAGAUCUGCGCAAGGAUGCUGGCCAAGGGUGCGACUCCCGAAGACUGCGUCGCUACCAUCACGAGAAUCACAGCAAAGGCUCUUGCAGAUGCUUACGAGAGAUGGGGACCGAAAGGAGGCAUCGACGAGAUCUACCUCGGUGGAGGAGGCUCGUACAACCAGAACAUCAUCAACUACCUUCGUGAACGCAUGCCGAACACCAAGAUUGCUUUCCUGGAUGAGAUUGGUGUUCCCACAGGCUCAAGAGAAGCCAUGAGCUUCGGUUUCAAAGGACUCGAGUGUGUUGUUGGGCGGUCGCUGAUCGUUCCUCAGAGAGUCGAGUCUUCCAAAGCCGGUAUCAUUGGCCAUAUUCAACCCGGUUCUGGCCUCUCAUAUCAUCGCCUUAUGAAACAUGUUCAGGACUUCUGGGGGAACUAUCCUUUGGAACGCAGGAUGGACCCGGUGCUCCAGAUGGAAAUUGUCCGAACAGCCACGAAUGGCGCAGCAAAUGGGAAUGGUCAUGCCUAGAUGGACCUUCGAAAGGAGUUGUAUCUUGGUAGGAGUACGGCGACAUUUUCGGUUGGAUCGAGAUAGAUAGGGCCAGGCUAGCAAAGGAAUCUAGAUUAGAACUGUCAGUAUAUUCAAGGGCUGUGCAACAUUGCCGUGCU